AUGCGUGAUCUCAAUUUGGCUGGACACCGAAUCAGGUGGGUCUAUAGUAGCUGUCUUCUUGCUUCCCAGUAUCUCUGGCUUUCCGGAGUAGCUGUCUUCUUGCUUCCCAGUAUCUUUGGCUUUCCGCGUUGUCUCGCUGGAUCCCAGUAUCUCUGUCUUUCCGUCGUUGUCUUUAGGGCUGGACAUGGAUCUCUGGCUUUCCGUCGUUGUCUUUAG
Molecule: messenger RNA, 216 nt
Organism: Rodentolepis nana
Lineage: Eukaryota; Metazoa; Platyhelminthes; Cestoda; Cyclophyllidea; Hymenolepididae
Source: the annotation of a GenBank genome assembly